This is a messenger RNA of Drosophila mauritiana, 3125 nucleotides long. RefSeq names its product lysosomal alpha-mannosidase (gene LManI). The transcript is spliced from 6 exons. Gene Ontology annotation, molecular function: carbohydrate binding; alpha-mannosidase activity. Bases 131 to 3091 code for a protein of 986 amino acids. NCBI's taxonomy places the organism in Eukaryota, Metazoa, Arthropoda, Insecta, Diptera, Drosophilidae. The record is from RefSeq and is a predicted model, not a curated record. Gene Ontology annotation, cellular component: lysosome. Gene Ontology annotation, biological process: mannose metabolic process.
GCAGUACAAGGUUUAUCGCCUCAAGUGCCACAUUGCUGGGGUCUAAGGAGUUGCCUCACUUCUCGUUUCAUUUUAUUCGACUCAACGCUACCGAUAAGACCAAUCCCCGAGGAGCUCCGCGUUCACCGAAAUGGAAUACUUCGGUGGCACACUCGCAUUUAUCGCACUGUUUCUACUGAACACAGCGAUAUGCGAGACAACCUGUGGAUUCGAGGCAUGUCCCGCACCGAAACUCAACAUGAUCAAUGUGCACUUGGUGCCGCAUUCGCACGACGACGUUGGAUGGCUAAAGACAGUGGAUCAGUAUUAUUAUGGUAGUCAGAACAAGAUACAGCACGCUGGAGUCCAGUACAUUUUGGACACCGUGGUGGAGGAGCUCCUCAAGGAUUCGUCGAGGCGCUUCAUCCAGGUGGAAACGUUUUUCUUCGCAAAAUGGUAUUCGGAGCAAACCGAAACGGUCCAAAGGGCGGUAAAGAAGUUGGUGGCCCAAGGACGUUUGGAAUUCGCUGGUGGAGCUUGGAGCAUGAACGAUGAGGCCACCGUUCACUACCAAAGUGUUAUAGAUCAAUUCAAUCUGGGCUUAAGAUAUCUUAAAGAUACUUUUGGCGAUUGUGGACGCCCCACAGUUGGUUGGCAAAUCGAUCCAUUUGGUCACUCCCGGGAAAUGGCAUCCAUGUUCGCACAAAUGGCAUUUAAUGGUGAAUUCUUCGCACGCAUGGACUACGUUGAUAAGAAGCAACGUAUGCUGGAUCUGGAAAUGGAGAUGAUUUGGCAGUCGAGCGAGUUCCUAAAGAACUCAAAUAUAUUCACUGGCAUGCUCUACAAUCACUAUGCAGCUCCUCCGGGAUUCUGUUUCGAUAUCAAUUGCGAGGAUGCACCAAUUAUCGAUGGCGAGAGCUAUGAUAAUAACGUGGAUGCGAGGGUCAGCGAGUUUAUAGACUAUGUGAAGAACAUGGCCAAGUCGUAUCGAUCCACUCACAUCAUGGUGCCCAUGGGCGAUGAUUUUCAGUACGAAGAUGCGGCAGUUAACUUCAAGAAUAUGGACAAACUUAUCAAGUACGUCAACGAUCGCCAAUCGACGGGAUCCCAAGUCAACGUAUUUUACUCCACACCCUCGUGUUAUCUUUAUGAAUUGCACCAGUUGAAGCAAACUUGGCCAAACAAAACGAAGGACUUCUUUCCGUAUUCCAGCGAUUCGCACUCCUACUGGACAGGAUACUUCACCUCACGACCCACCCAAAAGCGUUUCCACAGGGAUGGCAAUCACUUCUUCCAAACUGUUAAACAGCUGAGUGUGUUGGCCAAUUUGAGUGGCACCCAGCACUCCGAAGAUCUGGAUAAUCUGAGUCAGGCAAUGGGCAUAAUGCAGCAUCAUGAUGCUGUUACGGGUACCGAAAAACAGGCGGUUGCCAGCGAUUACGAUCGCAUGUUGUUCAAGGCCAUCGUUGGAGCUGAAAACAGUGCUCGGGAUGCACUACGAUCUCUGACCAAUCUGACCUCCGGGGAGUUCAAGAGUUGCCUGGAACUGAACAUAAGUGUUUGUGCCUUCACCCAGGAUACAGCCAACAAUGUGAUUGUGACCCUGGUUAAUCCUUUGGCUCAUUCCUCAACCCAAUAUGUGCGUGUUCCGGCGAAGAACGAGAAUUAUAUAGUCACCGAUGAGAAAGGUCGUGAGAUGUUUUCGGAAGUGGUUCCCGUUCCUUGGCAAGUUUUGGCGUUGGAACAUCGACCUAAUGAUACCCAGCACGAGUUGGUUUUUAAAGCCAGUGUUGAUAAAAUAGCCAACUUUUUGAUUCGCGUGCUACCAACACCGAAAAAUAUUGCAGAAGAUCAAGUCUAUUUUCCCGCAGAGAGAAGCCAGGAUGAGUUAACAGUAGAGACUUCGCUGGUAAAACUGACCUUUGAUACCACAACCGGUGGCUUGAAAACUGUGGAAAUGAACGGGCUUACGGAAAAUAUUCAGCAGACCUUUGGGAUAUACAAGGGUUAUCGCGGCAAUAAUGGUGAAUCGAAAAACCGAUCAUCCGGCGCUUAUGUUUUCCGUCCAUCUGGCGAUAUUGAAAUAGUGAACAGCAAGGUGGAGCUAACGUUCUAUAAUGGCACCAGGGUUAAGGAAGUCCAACAGCAUGUGAACGAAUGGAUCUCCCAGGUAAUCCGGAUCUAUGAGGACGUGAAUCGUGUUGAAUUUGAAUGGCUGGUCGGACCGAUUCCAACGGAUGAUGAUGUUGGCAAGGAGAUAAUCACCCGGUUUUCAAGCAAUAUAUCCUCGAAGGGCAAGUUCUACACGGACUCGAAUGGUCGCGAAAUCCUGGAGCGAGAGAGAAACCAACGGGAGCACUUCACUCCGGAUAUGUCGGAGGCCAUAAGUGGAAACUAUUACCCUGUGACUGGUCAAAUUUCGCUACAAGAUGACGAGAAGCGAAUCACCCUGCUGAAUGAUAGAGCGCAGGGAGGAUCCAGCCUGAAGGAUGGCGAACUGGAGCUGAUGCUCCAUCGUCGCCUCUUGAACGAUGAUGCAUUUGGAGUGGGUGAAGCGCUAAAUGAGAUACAAUAUGGAACUGGUUUGAUUGCAAGAGGAAAGAUCUACCUAAUCCUCGAUGCUGUAGCUGGGAAACCAAAUCAAAGAUUGCUGCAACACCAGUUGGAUCAACACUUCUGGAAGUUCUUUAGCAAGUCCAAUGGCGUCGCCUCUGUAAACAAGAACAUGAUUCCCGACUUUUUCGGUAUUCCCAAAUCCGUGGAAUUGCUUUCUUUGGAACCUUACUCAAAGGACCAAAUAUUAAUACGACUGGAGAACUUCAAUACGGAAGGAAACGUAGUUAGCUUCAACAUUUACCCACUUUUUGAGUCGCUAGAUGGAUAUCAGAUUUGGGAAACCACUCUGGAUGGCAAUAUGCUGUUGGAGGACGUAAAGAGAUUCAAAUUUGCCCAAGAUGGCACCGGUAACAUUCCUUCCUCCGUUGAAUAUUACCAUGCUCCUCACAGCCCCUUGACGGCCAAUUCAACGAUGAACGCCUCCGGAUUCGUGGUCACACUGGUUCCCAUGCAGAUUCGCACAUUUAUAAUCCAACAAAAGUAUAUACCAUCAUGAAUCAAUAAAGAAAUAUAACGACUUUGCAAAAAUA